CUUGAGAGUGAAGCUUGUGGCAGUCCUGUCCAGGGAAACAUACAGACAAAAGAGGAGAAGUACUAUCCACAGUAUGGCAAUAUGAAACCAGAACUGGACACUGGGACAAUAGUGCAGAUGAGUGGAAGUCUAUUGAGCGUAGGUAGUGGCAGUCCUCUCCAGGGAAACAUACAGAAGAAAGAGGAGGAGCAUGAGCCACAUUAUGGCAAUAUGAAAUCAGAACCAGACACUGAAAUGUUAGUGCCAUUGAGUGGGAGUCCAGUGAGUGAAGGUUGUGACAGUCCUCUCCCGGGAAAUGCACAGAUUAAAGAGGAGUACAAUCCACAUCAUGGCAAUAUUAAACCAGAACCAGACACAGAGGAAAAACAUAACGAUGAUGUCAAGACAAAGUCAAACACUGAAGAUGCUCAGCACUUAGUCCCAGAUGUGGCUACAGGACUCCUUGGGUAUAUGCCAGUGGUAGUUUUGCCAAACUUUGUUGGACCGCAGGCGGGAUUGCAAAACCAGUAUGUCCAGUGUUACAUCCUGGCAGAACCACAAGGACCUGCUAUACGUCCUGACAUUGUGAGUAACAUAACACCCAGACUGAACACUGAGGGUGUUCAGUAUUUAGUCCCAGUUCAAGCAGUCGGAUGCCCCAUGGUAACCAUAGGUCCAGGCAAUGAGAGCACAUUGAUCAAACAAGGGCAAGAAAAUGUGCCAGCUGACUUACAGCAAGGUGAAGUUCACAGAAAAUGAAGUGGGCAUCUAACAGUAAUGAAAUCCUUAAGCCUCUAAAUUAUAGUUUCACACUAAACAGAUGCUAUUAGCUGCCUUGGUUUCUAUGGAACUGUAUUGAGAAUGUAAUUCGUGACUUAUUUCAGGAAUGUAUACUUUAAAAAGCUCGGGUAAACUCAUACUCAAGAAAUGGAGGCCUAACAGAUGGCUAAUGCAUAAGGUUGUAAAUAUUCUGCUUUGAAGUUUUGUUGUAAAAAGGACAAGUUGAAAAUACAUUACACUUUUUUAUGUUUCUUUUUUCUGCAGUCAGUAGUCUGCGGUCUUUUCAUUUGUAAGAAUUUGUAUCAGACACUGUGGCCUUUGAGAGCCAAAAAGACGGACUGAUCGGAGGAACAUGUUUCAUGGCAAAGAGCUGUCAAUAUUGUGCUUUACCUUUUUGUGUUCUAAAAAAAUGGACAAUAUGAAAAUUCAGAAAGUUAUGAAAGUUUUUUGUUUCCUUUUCUUUUGGUCAAUUGAGACUGGACAUUGCUGACUUUGUGGAUAUCAAAUAAUUGUAUUAUAGUCAUGUGAGACGGUCUCGCCUUACUUUAAAAGUGCCUGUUCUGUUUUUUUUUCCUGAUCAUUUUAUACAUAGAUUAAUGUCACUUUUAUUUUUGAAAAAGGAAAAAAGUUUGCAACGAAAAGAUUUUGUAAAUGACACAAACGGUGGACACUGUGAAUCUGUCAUAAAUUUGUAAAUAUGAGUGUGUCCAUACUUUGUUCUUAAUUGGUAACCGCAGCAUUUCAUGGAUAUACAGGAUAACAAAAAUCAAAAUGACCUGUAUCUGCAUGGACUUGUCUAUUGCUCAUUGCUGUUUUAGUACAUUUAUAUAAACUUUGAAAGCAUCC
Epinephelus lanceolatus (giant grouper) is the source of this 1605-nucleotide messenger RNA. NCBI's taxonomy places the organism in Eukaryota, Metazoa, Chordata, Actinopteri, Perciformes, Serranidae. The record is from RefSeq and is a predicted model, not a curated record.